Messenger RNA from Seriola aureovittata, 2289 nucleotides. Its product is annotated as cis-aconitate decarboxylase-like. The record is from RefSeq and is a predicted model, not a curated record. The transcript has 6 exons. NCBI's taxonomy places the organism in Eukaryota, Metazoa, Chordata, Actinopteri, Carangiformes, Carangidae. Gene Ontology annotation, molecular function: lyase activity. The coding region runs from base 101 to 1588 and encodes 495 amino acids.
UUCACAACUUCUUCAUCACUAGAGAAAAAGGAGGAGACAGCUGGAAGAGAAGAGAAGUAGAAGAAAAACAGGAACGUGACAAAAACACUAUACUGAAACCAUGAUGUCCAAACUGCAGAAAAUCAUUAUGCCAGCAUGGGCUGUCAGAGGACUGCAUAAUUCUGCAGUGGAAGUUUUGAAGUGCCCGGCCCCUGAGGACACAGUCACAGCCAGCUUUGGGAAGUUCAUCAGUGAAAUAAAGCCCCAGCACUUGUCCUCCGUAGUCCUCCACCGCAGCAAAAGGAUGGUGCUGGACAGCAUUGGGGUUGGUGUGAUUGGCAGCACGACAGACGUGUUUGAACUGGCCCUGCAGCACUGUCAGCACAUGUACACUCCUGAUGACAUCAGCUCUGUCUACGGACGCAGGGGCACCAGGCUCUCCCCGACACUGGCAGCUUUUGUCAAUGGAGUGGCGACUCACUCCAUGGACUUUGAUGAUACGUGGCACCCUGCCACUCAUCCCUCAGGAGCAGUCCUUCCUGCUGUGUUAGCACUCAGUGACAUGAUGCCCACUAACAGAAAACCUAGUGGCCUGGACUUCCUGCUGGCUUUCAAUGUCGGCCUUGAGAUCCAGGGACGACUGAUGAGGUUCUCUAAUGAGGCCCACAACAUCCCCAAGAGGUUUCACCCUCCCAGUGUGGUAGGGACAAUGGGAAGUGCAGCUGCCUGUGCUCGCCUCUUGUCCUUGGAUCACUCCCAGUGCAGUCAUGCCUUGGCCAUAGCUGCUUCUCUAUCUGGAGCCCCAAUGGCUAACGCUGCCACUCAGUCUAAACCCCUCCACAUCGGCAAUGCUUCACGUCUGGGGCUGGAAGCUGCCCUGCUGGCCUCCAGAGGCCUAGAGGCGAGCCCCCUGGUCCUGGACGCUGUCGCAGGCGUGGCCGGCUUCAGUGCUUUUUAUGAAGACUACGUGCCACAGCCUUUAAAAUCACCCAGUGGUGACAGCCAUAUGUUCCUGCUAGAGGAGCAGGACAUAGGCUUCAAGCGUUUCCCCGCCCAUCUGGGGAUGCACUGGGUGGCAGAUGCUGCAGCCUCGGUCCAUAAGCUUCUUGUGGGAGUUGGUCCUGGCACUAUUUCCCCAGCUCAAAUCCAGGACAUCCAGCUCAGAGUCCCCAAAUCAAAGUACAUCAACAGGCCUUUCCCUGAGUCAGAGCAUGAGGCACGCCACUCCUUCCAGUUCAAUGCUUGCAGCGCCCUCCUGGAUGGCGAGGUGACUGUGCAGUCCUUCACACCCUCUGCCAUGAGUCGCCCUGAGCUGCUCGCUCUGCUGAGCCGUGUUCACAUGGAGCAUCCCCACGACAACCCGGCUAACUUCAACUGCAUGUAUGGCGAAGUCCAGGUGACACUUGCUGGAGGAGACACCCUGAAGGGCCGCUGUGACACCUUCUACGGUCACUGGCGCAACCCACUGACCAAUGAGAGCCUGAGGAAGAAGUUCAGAAACAACGCAGGGACGGUGCUUUCAUCAGAGAAGGUUGAGAGGCUGAUUGAUGUGGUGGACGAGCUGGACAAACAUGAGAACUGCACCUCCCUUCUCUCACAGCUGCAAUGAACAUUUACAGACACACAUAUAAAUACAUGAAUGAAAAUCAAGUAACCUUCAAACUUUAAGUAAUAAAAUAUAUUUAUUUAAAGACACUGUACUUGUGGCAUUACAGUAAAUAACAUUUAAAGAUCAGGACAUCUUUGUGGACAACGCCGAAAAUAUCACAUGUCCAACUUACAGUAUGACCCUUUACCCUGACGCACUUCAUGUGCAUGAGCAUCAGCUGUAGUCCCCUACCUUGUACACUAUAAUUACACAACGUUUUGAUUAUUUUAUAUUUUUCCAAAUUUUUCCACUUGUCUCAAUCCAUUGUAAAUAUUUAUGUUAUGUACUCUAUGCUAUAAUUAUUUGAUUUUAUUGAGAUAUGAAGUAUAAUCAAGUUAAAGGGAAAAGCAUAGAUCUUUCUGUAUUGAAUAAUAAAUAAAUACUGUGCAAAAUAUUGCCCUUAAUACUGUAUGACUGUGCUAAACAAACAAUUGUUAAUUUGCCUUCUUCAGGACAGAAUCCAACAGUCACCUGACUGACAUUUAUAGUCAAGUGAAAAUAUGAAUGAAGAGAUGACUAGCUUUAAUAAAAUGUACAGCAACCAAGGUUUUUACAACAAGUGCUACAAUGUUCAGAUAGCUGUUAAGUACUCUUUAUUAUAUUGCAUAAUUCUUUCUGUAUUUUCUGACAAACCAUAAUAAAAAAUUACUUAUUUGAACACA